This is a messenger RNA of Aspergillus japonicus CBS 114.51, 1011 nucleotides long. RefSeq names its product F1F0 ATP synthase subunit g. Lineage: Eukaryota; Fungi; Ascomycota; Eurotiomycetes; Eurotiales; Aspergillaceae. The record is from RefSeq and is a predicted model, not a curated record. The transcript has 3 exons. The coding region runs from base 132 to 710 and encodes 192 amino acids. Gene Ontology annotation, biological process: proton motive force-driven ATP synthesis. Gene Ontology annotation, molecular function: proton transmembrane transporter activity.
CAAUUGCGCGACGAUCUAACGUCUCCGGCUCUUGAACCACCCGCCAUUGGACCCCCUUCGUCCUCUAUCUAGCGACUUUGAUCAGUCACUCUCUCCCCUUCUCGUCUUUCUUCUUUCCAAGGGUUUUCAAGAUGUCCGCCCCGGCGUCCCGUGCCGUCCUCCGGCAAUCGCAGUUCCUGGCUCGCAGGACCGCAGUCAGACACGCCUCUUCCACCUCGGAAGCCGCUUCCAAGGCUGGCGAGGCUGCUUCGUCCACUGCCUCCAAGGCCUCUGAGGGCCUCUCUCGUGUUCAAUCCUCGGCUGGUCCCGCCAUCUCCAACGCUGCUCAGGGUCUCGGUAACGCCCUGAAGAAGGUUGGUGGAAGAACCGGAAAGGUCAUCUCUUUCGUCGAGAGCAUGAUCCCCCCCACCGUCUACUACAGCAAAGUCGGUCUCGAGCUCGCCAAGCUGGUCUUCCGUGGACAGAACAUGACUCCUCCGAACGUCGCCACUUUCCAGGCCUACCUCGAGCCCUUGAUCCGCAACCCCACGAACUCCGCUUUCGCUCCCUCGAACAUCAUUGCCCGGAUCCGCAACGCCAACAAGAAGGAGCUCGCCUUCGCCGGUGUCACCGCCGCGGAGGUCAUCGGUUUCUUCACCGUCGGGGAGAUGAUCGGUCGGAUGAACAUCAUCGGCUACCGGGGAGAGCCUGAGCACGCCGGACACCAUUAGAUAAAUACCACGCAGUUGUGCCUUAGCCUGUCUUCCUUCCCUUUUACACAAACAAUCCCCCCCCGUUUCCUUUGUGCGCUGUACUAUUGUAUGAUAGACGAUGGAAUUCAACUGUUGUCUGAGGUGACUGGUGUACUCGUUUUUUUCCCUCUGUCAGUGGAACAUGUUUGCUUUUGUUUCCAAAAAGUGUUUGGGUAUCAAAAGCCUUGCUGGAAGUGUGUGCGUCCGGUUAGAAGAUAGACUUGUUCCACCUGCGCUCGAAUGUUCUUAGAUAUCUUUUUGAAUUACAUGUGCCUUGUUC